Penicillium verhagenii is the source of this 1395-nucleotide messenger RNA. RefSeq names its product glycosyltransferase family 2 protein. The transcript has 2 exons. The record is from RefSeq and is a predicted model, not a curated record. The coding region runs from base 1 to 1395 and encodes 464 amino acids. NCBI's taxonomy places the organism in Eukaryota, Fungi, Ascomycota, Eurotiomycetes, Eurotiales, Aspergillaceae.
AUGUUUGCUGAGAAGGUAGACACUUUGAAGUUCGGAAGCGAAGACAUCGAAGACGAGUUGAUUCACGCUAUUAUUGUACCAAACUACUGCGAAGACCUCCACACUCUGGAAACAACUCUCAAAGUACUGGCCAGUCACCCACGGGCCAAAUCUCAAUAUGAGAUAUACCUCGCCAUGGAGCAAAAAGAGACCGUCGCUAUCGAAAAAUCAGCACAUCUCGUUUCCUCAUUCGAAGGAUCCUUCCUCCACAUUCGUCCUACCUUCCAUCCAUCCGGUGUACAAGGAGAAAUUGCAGGCAAAAGCUCGAAUGUGGCAUUUGCGGCGAAGAGAAUCGUGCAGAUUCAUCAUACAGAUCUGAGUGCAGAUUGCUGCAGGGUGGUGGUGACCGUCAUGGAUGCUGACACGCAUCUCACAUGCGACUACUUCACAGAGAUUCGUCGACUCCACUACUCUCACAUCGAGGAUGCAGACCGCGCAAUCUACUGCUGCCCUAUAAUCUUUGAUCGCAACUCUAACGAUACUCCAAUCUUGGUUCGGUGCGCCGAUCUCCUCUGGGGCUUUGCAGGACUCUCAACAAUGUUCCCGGGAACACCCAUUUCUAUCCCCACAUCUGUAUACUCCCUACCACUUUCGCUUGCGCAGAAAGUUGGUGGGUGGGACAGUGACCCGACAGCUAUCGGAGAAGACAUGCACAUGCUGCUCAAGUGCUACUUUGAAACAGCCGGAAACCUCAUUUCCCGUGUGAUAUAUAUCCCCGCAAGCCAGUGCAAUGUCUCAGGUGACGGCGGUCGUGGUUGGAGACGGACACUGAAUACCGGUGUUGCUCGAUACCGUCAGGCGCUGCGACACAUGUGGGGAGCGCUCGACUCGGGCUUCGCAGCACGCCGCACAUUCAGUUACCUCCGUUUCCACAAGCGAUGCUCAUUCAUCAGCCUUAGACAUUUUGCCCUGAUGCAUUUGCUCUGGGAAGCUCACUUCUUGCCUUGUCAUUUGGUCAUAAUUAUGAUAUUCUCUGUGCUGUACACGAUCUUGACACCCGCAUCGCAGAUGCACCCCACACUGGCGCGGGCAUUCUUCAUCAAUGAUGUUUUGCGGACGUCUGCCUUCUUUGGAAUGAAUUUCUGCAUUUUCUUAUAUGAUCGGUGGCAUGCCAUCUGUCUCAACUCGCGGAUGCGGGACAUGCAUGAAGGCAAUGUGCCAGACACUGGUUUCUCCCCGCGCAUCUGGUAUAAACCGCGGCAGCUCUUGGAGAGAAUCUGCUUUCCGGUCGCGGGAACUCUUUAUGGUGCUAUCCCGGCUUUGCAUGCCGUAUUUUCUCAUUUCUUCACUGAUCGAUUGGUAUAUCGAGUCAGCAAGAAACCGACUUUCAGUCCCGAUGCAGUUGGUUUGGCUUGA